AUGACAUUAUUAAUCCCUCUUCUUUGCGCUCCUGACCUGGCUGACUGUAACCUGGUGAUGGGAUACUACAACAUUACUGUCGGCCCCCUCCCCCGAUAUGCCCGAGAUCAGCGGCAGUUGACGCGGAGAGGGUUGUCAGGAUACCACUUGGCUCAGCCGGGUGAUCUGCGCCGUGCAGGCCGGAGGGUGUUGCGUUGGGGGGCAGAAGCCCGAGCCGCUGCCAAGUUUUCCCGGCCGCGCAAUGUCCGGCUCCCUCCUUCGUAUCCACAAGCCUGCAUUAUCGCCGCCGUGAAUCGCGCCGCCCAAGGUGGUGGUGGUGGUGGUUUGGUGGUGUAG
This is a messenger RNA of Chaetomium globosum CBS 148.51, 336 nucleotides long. RefSeq lists its product as uncharacterized. Lineage: Eukaryota; Fungi; Ascomycota; Sordariomycetes; Sordariales; Chaetomiaceae. The record is from RefSeq and is a predicted model, not a curated record. The transcript has 2 exons. The coding region runs from base 1 to 336 and encodes 111 amino acids.